CAUUAUUCAAAUUUAAUGUAUAUAGACAAGGAUAAUUUCUUGAAAGUAAUUCUUUUAUUCAAUUUACAUCAUCCAAAUAUUAUUUACUGGAUAUCUGUCAUACUUUCCAGCUUCCGUACCUUCUGGAUGGGUAUAGACCAAAGUGCCAGGCGCCACAUGUCACGAGAGAGAACAGACUCCAUAUUAAAAGUACUUGUGAAGCACUUUUUCAUAGAAAAAGAAGUCACAUCAACUCUGGUCAUGGAUUCAUUGUACAGUGGACUGAAGGCUCUGGAAGGACAGACGAAGGGGAAUAAAGAUAAGGGAAAAUAUUUGGAGGCAGAAGAAUUACCAGUUCCUAUUGUUCGCAUUGAGAAAGAUAUGUUUGUUUUGGUGGAUGAUGUGUUACUACUACUUGAGAGGGCUGCCAUGGAACCUUUGCCUCCAAAGGAUGAGAAGGGUCCUCAAAAUCGUAUUAAGGAUGGGAGUGCUGGAGAGGAGUUCAACAAAGAUUUUAUUGAACGUGAUGAGAGGCGUCUUACUGAACUGGGUCGUCGGACAAUUGAAAUAUUUGUCUUAGCCCAUUUAUUCAGCAGUAAAAUUGAAGUCGCAUACCAGGAGGCUGUUGCUUUAAAGAGGCAAGAAGAGCUCAUCCGUGAAGAGGAGGCAGCUUGGGUGUUCGAGAAUGAGCAGAAAGCAAAACGUGGAGCAACUGAUAAGGAAAAGAAGUCAAAGAAAAAGCAGGGAAAACAAAAACGAAAUAAUCGCAAAGCCAAAGAUAAGGGAAGGGAAGAUAAAGCUGACAUUGUUCUGCAAUGCAAGACUGAGCCAGAUACUCAUGCUGGUGAAAGGAAAGACUUUUUAUCCAUGGAUUCCAAAAUCGUACUUGAAAAAGCUGAUGCAAUGGAAGAUGUUUCUGAUGUAUCUGAUGCAGUCGAUUGUGUUUCAGAAGUACUUUGCCCUGAUGCAGAAGACAGAGAUGUGAAUCCUGUUAAUUGGGAUACUGGUACUGCUGAAAUGCAUCCUCCCGUAGAAGGCAGUAGCAGUGUGGUUGAUGAGCUUUCCAGUGUUCAAAAUGGCAUAGCAGAGAGAACCCCAUCUGCAGUGGACGAUAGUUCAUCCACAUGCUCGACUGAUUCAGUCCCUUCGGUUGUAAUGAAUGGUCCUUAUAGAGGAAAUCCUCCAAACCAAAAACACAUACAAUCACCGAGCAGAGUGAGGAACCAUCGAGGCAAGGUGGCUUUUGACGCGGUUGACUUGGCUAAUGAAACACCUAGUCAAUCACUUGAAUCCGUGUCAGUUGCAGGGAAGCAAACUGAUCAAUCUGGAGCAAUAAGAGGGUCUGUGUCUCGAACUGUUGUUCAAUCCUUCCAGGAUAGGGUAAACUGGUCCAUGCAGCAUGUGGGAAAGGAGAAAGUAAUAGUUUCACCACAGAGAUAUAUUAGUGCCAAGGACGUGGCUCGGGUGGAAGCAUCUACAGAGAAGACAGCUGGUGUAAUAUCCUCUCUCAGGAGCCCUUCCAAAAGUGUUCCUUCUACUGCUCUGCCAACAUCAGAGCCAACAAUUAAUGCUGCCAGCAACCAUGUCGUGGUUGGGAAACCAUCUCCAGACAGCAUAAAGGAAGCUGAUAGAUCACUGAGAUUGGAAACUCUAGCUGCAAACUCUGCCCCAUGGAAACCUGGUGCUCAGAAAAUUGAGACUCCAAAACUGGCUGAUAAGUCUUCUGGACAGCAACUACCUGCUACAAGUGAAAGGACUUCUGGACUGCAAGUGCCCGUCGCAACUGAAAAGCCUUCUAUGCAGCAAGUGCUGGUCACGAACGAAAAGCUUUCAAAACCAAAAAUGCCUAUCGUGUCCAGACCCUUGAGUGCUCCUCUUACUCNUUUUUUUUUUUCACCCUCUUUUAAGAAAUGUCUAGAGGCUGAUCGUUUCUCCCAAUCAGCUAUGGCAACAUUAUAUUGUUAA
Messenger RNA from Olea europaea var. sylvestris, 1944 nucleotides. RefSeq names its product MATH domain-containing protein At5g43560-like. Lineage: Eukaryota; Viridiplantae; Streptophyta; Magnoliopsida; Lamiales; Oleaceae. The record is from RefSeq and is a predicted model, not a curated record. Bases 16 to 1944 code for a protein of 642 amino acids. The transcript is spliced from 6 exons.